Molecule: messenger RNA, 1260 nt
Organism: Didymosphaeria variabile
Lineage: Eukaryota; Fungi; Ascomycota; Dothideomycetes; Pleosporales; Didymosphaeriaceae
Exons: 2
Coding region: 1-1260 (419 amino acids)
Source: RefSeq, a predicted model, not a curated record
AUGGUGAUAUCUCUUCAGUCUCUCUAUCUCUCUUCUAUCCAGCAAGCUUUCUGCUGCGGAUUCAUCUACAACACUUUCAUACACAAUAUCCCUCCUCAAGAACAACGAAUGAUGCCUUCUUCCGACGUUACCUCGCUAAGUCAGCACCUUCUCGAGGCUACCAGACUCAACCAGAUACUCCUGAAGCGCAUUCAGGAGCUGGAGGUUGAGCUUGCUCAGGUGAAGCAGACAGGUGCUCGGCAUAUACGCGCAGCCGGUGCUGUGUAUGCUCAGGACACCCUGAAGGCUCUUCAUUCUGCACCAUCAUACAUCCCUGUGGCCAGACAGGCUGGAGCGCGCCACAGGCGCACCGAAACACCACAGCAGCUCUUCCUCAAGGACAUCACCGAUGUCAAGGUAUAUACCACGGGCAUAGAGCCUCAAGAUGACCGCGGCCUCCUCCAUGACUUCUUUGAAGAUAUCCGCAAAUGGGCCAUCCAUCAUACCAAUGACCUGGACGCUCGAGAAAUUGCUCCCUGCUCAUCGGUAAAGGACAUCGCAGAUAUGAUGGGCGGCAAGUCAGACAUCCAGCAUCUGCUCUCUGAUCGGGAAUUGCGUCAAGACGUCGUUUCGGCCCUCAUCAUUCGAGACAUUGUCUUUCACGCCAUCGGAGAAGGUUCUAUGCUCAACUCUGAGCAUCACAAUGGCGAGCAAUGCCGCCAAAUCGUUUCUGGUUUCGCUAUGCUCCCCCAUGAAGAUUACCCCGCCAAACACCGGCUUUGUCUUCGACAAGAAGCCCUGUAUCAGGGUAUGUACACAGAGCACCAUCAUCACGAAUGGCGCAGCAAAAAGGCGGAUGAGCGUACGAAAGCGCUUCUGAACGCGCUUUCAUCCUUUCUCCACAUGGGCAUCGAUGCUGAUCGUGAGCAUUCGCUCAACGAGCUCUAUGUGAAAGGGUACCGCAUUGGUUUUCGCUUGCGGUCAAAGGCAGUUAAAUGGCAGGUUAUCUUUCCUGUUGCUGGCAUGAACCUUGACCUAAAACACAUGGUCAAUCGGACGCUCAAUCUGGUGGGCGACCCGAUGACGACGUGGAAGGAGCUUGUACAGAACCGGGAGAAGUAUUGUGUGAGAUUCGCUAUCACGCCCACCAUGACGAAAUCGGACUUUGCUACGGGUAAGGAAGUCAAGGAGGUUGUGCAUUCGGCUUUGGUACAUGUUUGGUGGAGGAAUGGGUUCGAUCUGAAUAAGUCUAGGUCUUUCAAGCACGAUCGGAAAAGCUAG